This is a messenger RNA of Lolium perenne, 2304 nucleotides long. RefSeq names its product beta-glucuronosyltransferase GlcAT14B. Gene Ontology annotation, cellular component: membrane. Gene Ontology annotation, molecular function: glucuronosyltransferase activity. NCBI's taxonomy places the organism in Eukaryota, Viridiplantae, Streptophyta, Magnoliopsida, Poales, Poaceae. The record is from RefSeq and is a predicted model, not a curated record.
CGCGCCACUCUGAAUAUGUUUAUUCUCUCUCCCGCGCAACGCAACUCAACUAGCAGCAUAUAUAGUGUCCACUCCUUUUGCGCCAUCUCAUGAUUCUCAUCAUCCCGCAACCAAUAACCGUUCGUCCCCGCAAUACCUGCCCACACCUCUCCAUCCAUCCAUCUCCUUAACUUCUCUCUGAGAUCGAUCGAGCUUUGCGAGUGAUCGGAAUCGAUCACCGGCGUCCUAUCCUCUCCCGUGCUAAUUGAUUGAUCGAUUGAUUUCAUCAACCUUUGGCGGGAGUCGCCAUUGAUCCGAUCCUCCCCUGUUCCUUGCAGCUACUGGUCAACAGUUCGGAUCUCCCUCGGUCCCUCCCCUCGUUCAGUUGCAUCACCAUCGCCUUUAAUUCCACUCGUUUUCACCCUUUGAUCCGAUCAAAGGAGACGCCGUAGGAGGAUUAACCUAAUCCCGCGACCGAAUUCCUUUUCUCCCUCUUGAGUCUUGACAUCGGUCGCCUGACGUCGCCGACCUACUGCUUCCUUCCUUGUCCAUCACAACAAAGAUCUCUUCUCUUGGCACCCACCUUCCUAUCCUCUCCUACAUAGCGCGGGAGCCAUGCGGACCCGGCACUAGCACCGGUUCGCGCCCGCCAUCUUGUCUUGAUAUUCGGCAGUUGUGACAACAAACGACGAUCAGCGACUAGCAUGGGGGCCAACGGCCGCGCCGACUCGCCGUCCUCGACCAAGACGCCUCCACGCGGCGGCGCUGCCGGAGGCGAGCUCUACUCCCCGUCGGCCAAGUCCCCGCGCGCAGGCAUCCUCUCGUCCCUGCUCCCGACCGGCCUCGCGGCGUCGCUGUUCGAAAGACGGUGGGCGAUCUCGGGGGCGGUCACCGUCUUCCUCUUCAUCGUCGCAACGCUCACCGUGACGUCCACCUCGUCAUCGCCCGCCUCCUUCUUCUCCUUCUUCCCGUCCAGCGGCAGCGUCGAGCUCGUCCAGCAUCAGCAGGCGGCCGCCAACGUGUCGUCGGCCCCGCGGCCGCCUCACCCCGGCGCCAACGUGCCGCGGCUGGCGUACCUCGUCUCGGGCUCCAAGGGCGACCUGGACCGGCUGUGGCGCGCGCUGCACGCGCUCUACCACCCGCGCAACCUCUACGUGGUGCACCUGGACCGCGAGGCGCCCGUGGGGGAGCGGCUGGAGCUGGCGCGGCGGGUGGCCAACAGCACCGUGUUCCGCCGCGUCGGCAACGUGGAGGUGAUCCGGCGCGCCAACAUGGUGACCUACCGCGGGCCGACCAUGGUGGCCAACACGCUGCACGCCUGCGCCAUGCUCCUCCGCCGCAGCCGCGACUGGGACUGGUUCAUCAACCUCUCCGCCUCCGACUACCCGCUCAUGACGCAGGACGAUAUCCUCCACGCAUUCUCGGCGCUGCCGCGGAACGUCAACUUCAUCGAGCACACCGGCUACCUCGGAUGGAAGGAGAGUCAGCGCGCGAAGCCACUGAUCGUGGACCCGGGGCUAUACUCCUCCCAGAAGCAGGACAUCUUCUACGCUGGACCGACCCGGCGGGAGAUGCCGACGGCGUUCAAGCUCUUCACGGGGUCGGCGUGGGUGGGGCUGUCGCGGGACUUCGCCGAGUACGUGGUGUGGGGGUGGGACAACCUCCCGCGCACCCUCCUCAUGUACUACGCCAACUUCAUCUCCUCCCCUGAGGGCUACUUCCAGACCGUGCUCUGCAACGCGCCCCGCUUCGUGCCCACCGUCGCCAACCACGACCUCCACCACAUCCAGUGGGACACCCCGCCGCGCCAGCACCCGCACGCGCUCGGCCUCGCCGACAUGGACCGCAUGGUCCGCAGCGAUGCGCCGUUCGCCCGCAAGUUCCCACGCGACGACCCCGUGCUUGAUGCCAUCGACGCCCACCUCCUGGGAGGCCGCGGCUGGAACGGCACGAUGUUCGUGCGAGGAGGGUGGUGCGGCGAGGAAGGGGACUGUGUGGGUCAUGUCGCUGCCACCGGCGGUGAGGACAGCUGGGUGCUCUGGCCGGGGCUGGGCGCCGAGAGGCUGCGGAGGCUCAUGGACAGGAUCGUCAGGUCGGAGGCCUUCCCCAACAGACAAUGCAAGUAGCUAGUAGCUACGAGAUCGGCUGGAUGAUGAUCAUGCGUGCAAGCUUAGCUAGGUUCGCAAGCGUCACGUACUGUGUGAUGUGAUCAGCUUUUUUUCCUUCGACGUUUGUACAAAAUCAUGCACAGAGUCGUAUACAUACAUAUACUCUUUAUAAAAAAUACAUACAAAUACCAUAAGAAAUGAGUCAUGGCUUAAUUUA